Messenger RNA from Phalaenopsis equestris, 1101 nucleotides. RefSeq lists its product as uncharacterized. The record is from RefSeq and is a predicted model, not a curated record. Lineage: Eukaryota; Viridiplantae; Streptophyta; Magnoliopsida; Asparagales; Orchidaceae.
UUUCUGGGACUACCAGAGAGGUUCAUGCCCUUGAGGAGGAACUUCUACCUGUCAGGCAUAUCGCCAAAAGUGAACUCGCUAUCAAUCAAGCAGAAGGCAUAGAAACAAAUGAGGAUUUGGCAUCUAACAUGGUGGUUUUUGCUGAAGACGACAGCAAAACUGAAAUUGAUCACCUGAAAGCCUUGCUGCGCCAAAAAGAGAUGGAGCUUGUGGAGUUAAAGCAACAUAUCGAAAAGGAAAAGCAAGCUUUGACCUUGUUGCAAGCAAGGGCUCAAAAUGAGAUUGGCAAUGUGCAUAGGGUAAUAUUGACAAAAGAUACUGAACUUCAUGCAUCUAAAGACGAGCUUUCUGGACUAAAGGAGGUUCAAGUUCAAUUCUGCGUCAUUGGUGAAACAGUUGAAGUUGCUGGAAGCUUUAAUGGUUGGCAUAAGCGGAUAAAAAUGAAUCCGCAUCCAUCAUCUAGAACUGUAGAUUUACAAGAUUCUAGAGUAUCCAAAUUAUGGUCAACGAUUUUGUGGCUCUAUCCUGGAACUUAUGAGACAUUAGUUUAUGUCUCUCAAGCUUAUAAAGUUGUACUUCCUGAUCGAGUGAUUGACUAUGAUAUUAUUACGGUAUAUCGGAUAGAAAGCAAUAUUGUUGGAUGUUCAGAUCCAGAGUAUGCUCAGAAGAUCAUUGAUGAUGUUCAAGCUAUAGACAACUCAGUCUGUGGAGUUAUGACCUGUAUUUUAACAAAAUGUGACUCGUAAAACUUCUAGACUAGUGAUUUUGUGAUUCUAAUAUCUUGCUUAAUAUUUCAUCUCAAUUCUCCAUUGUGUUACAAGCUUUGAAGUUUUUUUUCUUAAAAAGCAUGCUCUUUUACUCUUUCAUAAGCCACACACACACACUCUCUAACAUUGCUCUUUAGUUUUCUUCUCAGUUUUGCCUUAAAUCCCAGAUUUACUAAACUCUACUGUCCUACCGUUGGCAGAAUAUGGUAAGUUUGGUGGCAGGAUAGAGUACAUCCGGAUUUAUAAGAUUUACUAAAGCUGCGAAAGCUCUUUUACAAGUUUACAAUGGCUUGAAAUGAAACUUGUAACGACUAUGAUGCCAUUUUAAUUACAA